Perkinsus marinus ATCC 50983 is the source of this 813-nucleotide messenger RNA. RefSeq names its product transposable element tc3 transposase, putative. Gene Ontology annotation, molecular function: DNA binding. Lineage: Eukaryota; Perkinsozoa; Perkinsida; Perkinsidae. The transcript has 2 exons. Gene Ontology annotation, biological process: DNA integration; DNA transposition. The coding region runs from base 1 to 813 and encodes 270 amino acids. The record is from RefSeq and is a predicted model, not a curated record.
AUGACCACCCACGUCCUGUCAUUACUUUGGGUUAUGUCGAAGAACAAAAACCUGACUCCAGCAGAUAGGGCGCGUAUCCGCGCGAUGCAUGCGGAGAGAGGCCCAGAUGGUCGUCGACGCUACACCCAAAAGGAGAUUGCUCGAGCUCAGCAGGUCAACCAGGCUACGGUGAGUCGAGUAGUGAAGGCUCAGGAUCAAUGUGGGCCUGUACUUAAGCGGGGACCGAAGUUUCUGAUGGACGAACGAACCCGACGUCGUGUUGUGCGCUAUUUCUUUGACAACUGUGGGGUGUCUACCGGUGAUGCAGUUACGGAGCUCGAUCUAAAAGUCUCACCAGAGACAGUGCGCAGGUUCAUUCGGAAUGAAGGGGCACAAUACGUCAAGCUGAAGACCACUCCGCCGCUGACUGACAGACACAAGGCUGCUCGCAUGAGCUUCGCACGGCACCACCUCCAGGGUUACACCAAUUUUCGUAAAUGGAUAUGGAGCGACGAGAAGCGGUUCUGCCUGGAUGGUCCAGAUGGGCUCUACCAUACCUGGAGCCUUCCUUCUAGUGCCGAGCAGCUCAAGAGCAAGAGAGCCUUCAAUGGCGGUGGUAUCAUGGUAUGGGGUGCGAUUAGAGACGACCAUACGGUCGCUCUAGCAGAGGUUACGGUCCGUAUGAACAGCGAAGUCUAUCAAGAAGUCCUCUCUCGUCAUCUGUUACCAUACUGGGAAGAGUUUAGAGAGAUAAUGCUCCCUGUCAUGGGAGCAGGAGCACCAUCGACUGGCUCCGUGAAAGAAAUGUGGUCCCACCUUGUUGGCCAGCCUUAA